CUUCUCUUCAUUCAUAUCUCUUUUUUUUUUUUUUCUUUCUUUCUUAACAAACAAACAUAAAUCCUCUCUUAGACCCUAACCGUGUUUCGUUCUCUCUCUCUCUCUUUCUCUAUCUCUAUAAACCAAAAAUAAAUAAAAAUAAAACAACAGUCUCAGAUUCAUUAAAUUUUUCUACUUCUAUUCAUUUUUAUCAUUUAACAAAAAGAGUGAAAAAUUCUUAUAUAGUUAUAUAUAGAGGGAGAGAUACUUUCUAAAUAUAAUAUAUAUAUACAUAUAUAUAUUUUGAAAGUUAAUAAGAUAAGAUGCAAUCAAACGGUUCUGAUUCGCAGCAGCAACAGCCGCCACAGCAGGAGCAGAACCAACGGCAACAGCAGCAGCAGCAACUGCCGCCACCGGCACCGCAACCGCAAUCGCAACAGCAACAACAGUGGAUGGCGAUGCAGUAUCCAGCGGCUGCCAUGGUAAUGCAACACCAGAUGUUGCCACCUCAGCAUUAUGCGCCCCCGCCACCGCAGCACUACAUGACUGCAUACCAUCAAUAUCACCAUCACCACCCACACCCACACCAGCCACAACAACAUCAUCAGAACCAGGGAUCUAGCGGCGGCGGAUGCGGCGGCGAAAAUAGAACAGUAUGGAUUGGUGAUUUGCAUCAUUGGAUGGAUGAAAAUUAUCUCCAUACAUGUUUUGCUUCUACUGGCGAGAUUGUCUCAAUUAAGGUUAUUCGUAAUAAGCAGACCGGUUUGUCUGAGGGAUAUGGAUUUGUGGAAUUCUAUACGCAUGCAACAGCUGAGAAAGUUCUACAGAACUAUGCUGGUAUUUUGAUGCCUAAUACAGAACAGCCCUUCCGUUUGAACUGGGCGACGUUUAGUACGGGUGAUAAGAGAUCAGAUAAUGCACCUGAUCUUUCUAUCUUUGUAGGAGAUUUAGCUGCUGAUGUUACUGAUAGUUUAUUGCAUGAAACUUUCGUUAGUAGAUAUCCAUCUGUUAAAGCUGCAAAAGUUGUAUUCGAUGCCAAUACUGGUCGUUCAAAAGGUUAUGGUUUUGUAAGGUUUGGAGACGAUAAUGAAAGAACACAAGCCAUGACGGAAAUGAAUGGCGUAUAUUGCUCAAGCAGGGCUAUGCGCAUUGGUGCUGCAACUCCUAGAAAGUCCACCGGAUAUCAGCAUCAAGGCGGAUAUGUGUCAAAUGGUGCAUCCGGCCAAGCUUUCCAGGCUGAUGGUGAUUCUACCAACACAACAAUUUUUGUUGGAGGGCUUGACCCCAAUGUUACCGAUGAAGAUCUCAAGCAACCUUUUUCUCAAUAUGGUGAGAUAGUUUCUGUUAAAAUUCCAGUUGGUAAAGGAUGUGGUUUUGUACAAUUUGCCAGCAGGAGUAAUGCUGAGGAAGCAUUACAAAAAUUGAAUGGUACAGUGAUCGGCAAGCAAACAGUGCGCCUUUCUUGGGGUCGCAAUCCAGCAAAUAAGCAGCAGCUUCGAUCGGAUUUUGGCAACCAAUGGGGUGGAGCAUACUAUGGCGGGCAAAUUUAUGAUGGUUAUGGGUAUGCGUUGCCACCACCUCAUGAUCCAAGCAUGUAUGCCGCACCAUAUGGGGCGUACCCAGUGUAUGGCAGCCACCAACAGCAAGUAAGCUGAAAGAAUAGCAGCAUGAAGCCCACGUAGCCUUUUAGCAAUCCGAAUUUGUCACGGUCGAGAGUCCAACAAAAUGCGUCUCAUUUCUCCAUUAGUUCUAUUGUUUCUGUAGAAUGCUUAUAAAUCCCUCCAAUUUCUGGAGCGGAACCGAAUUUUGAUGACAUGAUGAGAGGUAGUUUGCUAGAGAUUUAAUUGAUUAAUCAUUUGUUUAGGAUUACGGAUGCUGAAGAAACAACUUAUUUAUUGGAAUGCAUGACUUUGUGAAUGUGUGGCAGAGUGCUUCGUGAAUAAAAAACAUGUGCUCCAAAUAAUGCUUA
Ricinus communis (castor bean) is the source of this 1948-nucleotide messenger RNA. RefSeq names its product polyadenylate-binding protein RBP47. Gene Ontology annotation, molecular function: mRNA binding. The record is from RefSeq and is a predicted model, not a curated record. Gene Ontology annotation, cellular component: cytosol. The transcript is spliced from 6 exons. The coding region runs from base 303 to 1634 and encodes 443 amino acids. Lineage: Eukaryota; Viridiplantae; Streptophyta; Magnoliopsida; Malpighiales; Euphorbiaceae.